CCGCGCUCUCAUACUUACACACGACUUGUUCUCCGUAGUCUUCUUUUAUGCAUCUCAGGCUUUAGUCGCACCACUCACCACGCUCACUGCCAUGGAGUCAGACUCUAGCUCGAGCUCAAUUCGUAGUCCUGAUCAUCCACUGGUGGAAUCGGACGCCAAGUCCCCUGACAUGGGCGAAUUAGAAUACGGCUCAACCUCUCCCGAACCCCGCAAUGCCUGGUACACACGAGUGCGAAACCGUGCUGCUGACAAGUACCCUGGCACAUACGGCAGAGCACUUCAAUGGUACAGGUGGACUCUGGGACCAAGGCCUAAGGUUGAUCUACCAGAUCCUGUACCAUUGUUGGAUAGGGAUGUAGAGCUGAAGAACAAGACCAUCACACUCCGCGUCGAAUCUCAGUUCAUGAGAAUCUCUCGUCGACUCACCUCGCCAUGGCUUUUCCUCUUCCUCGCCGUUGCGUACAUCAUCGGCCUCUCCUUCUUUUCCCGUGCCAACUCGUUCAUGACACCUAGUGACUCUUGGAUCGGCUGUACCUCGACGUUUUGGCUUGCGAACGACGGAUGUGGUCUUGACGGCGCGAGCUGUGCUCCGUUCGACGACUCUACGGUUGACUUCCGUUGCCCGGCCCAGUGUGCCUCGGUCGUUCUUCAGAACCCGCGGACGGUGGGAAACGAACAGACGGAGUGGGUGCCAUUGAUCGUGGGUGGUGGGGAUGACAACUGGACAUAUCGGGGAGAUACAUUCAUCUGUGCGGCUGCACUCCAAGCCGGCCUCUAUGACGACUCCGUUGGAGGGUGUGGGACCGUCAGCCUCCUCGGAAACUUCACGGACUUCCUCCCACGCGUAGCCAAUGGACUCACAUCCAUCCGGUUUCCUACCAUCUUCCCCCUCUCGUACCGCGUCACCCCGUCUUCUGCUCUAACACAAUGCAGCGAUCUGCGCAACGAUGCACUGGCCCUGAACGUCAUAGUCACCGCGAUAAUCUUCAUGGUUCUUCGCCCCAGACCCAUCAUCUUGUUUUGGUGUUUGGUUUGUAUUGGCUUCUGGCACGUUACGCUCUUUUCGCAACCUCGGACAAACCCCCCAGACCUCGCGGACGCAUUUGGGACGUUCCUGCCCACCUUGUUCAUCUGCUAUGCGUUCUGGCGCAUGGCGAUCCGGCAUGUUUUACCUGUCUUCUCAAAGACAAUGCCAAUAGAGGGUGGAAUAUGGUUCCUUGGACCAUAUUGGGUGACCAUCCUGACGAAUCUCACUACUGACAAGAUUCCCAUUGAUCGACUGACGGCGGCGGAUAUCAAAGCUCAGCCAGGCGGGCUCACUGCCCUGAUCAUCAUAAUAAUCGUCCUCAUUUUCAUCGUCGUCAACCAAAUCCGAGUGAUUCGCAAGACAGGUUGGCUGCCGCAUUACUUGCGCUGGUACAUCUUUGGUGGCCUCACCGUCCUCGUUCUGGCAUUCCUACCCACUUUGAACCUGCGCAUCCAUCACUAUGUCCUUGCUAUGGCUCUCAUCCCGGGAACCGCCUUCCCAACGAGACUGUCGGCGAUAUACCAAGGCUUCCUCCUGGGUAUGUUCCUGAAUGGAGCAGCUGCCUGGGGUUUCGACUCUAUCCUACAAACCGCGGCGCAGCUCCAGCGAGACGCCGCGUCGGGUAGUGCUCUCCCCUCGUUCCUCACCAAUUCCACAACGUACAAUGCAUCUGUCCCUCUACAAAACCAGACCAUUUUCUGGGAUGCGUUGCCCAGCGGGGAUGAUUGGGACGGUUUCGAGCUUCUGGUGGACGACGUUGAGCGAUACGUCGGAACGGCACUCAAUUUCUCGCUAUCGUCACUAGCAGAUGGCAUCCCGCACUUCUUCAGGCUUGCCCUCACGAACGGUGGAAGUGCUGGUGACUUCACGAUGGCUGCUACUCUUUGGCCGAAUGGGACAUGGGUGGACCCGCUCUCUGGCCCUUCGUGAUCGAGUCUCGACCAGCUGCAUACAAUCGCAGUACACGGAGGUAUUGUGGUGGAGGGUAUCGUUAUCUGAUGCUUGGAUUGUUUUACGUGGUAUGGACUCGAUAUGGACAUCUGUGUAUUCCUGUGGCUAUUUUCCUGUCGGUGUUUAGCUCUAAUAGUGUUUUUGGAUUGGACGCAUGAAGAUCUCGUGGCGGCGCAAUGUGACUGAGCCGGAGCAUAUGUUUGGGAGAGUUGCUGUGCAGUGAGCCAGAGGAUUUCUGGGUGGUAAUACGCGAAAUUAACCGUACAAUCGUAUCAGUGAAGAUUAG
Messenger RNA from Stereum hirsutum FP-91666 SS1, 2264 nucleotides. RefSeq lists its product as uncharacterized. The transcript has 6 exons. The coding region runs from base 92 to 1957 and encodes 621 amino acids. Lineage: Eukaryota; Fungi; Basidiomycota; Agaricomycetes; Russulales; Stereaceae. The record is from RefSeq and is a predicted model, not a curated record.